UAUGCUGAAGGCUCUGGAACGGGAGCCCUACAUUACUGAAGAGGUCUCCAUAGCUGCUAAAAAGCAGCUCCAGAUUAAACGCUGCAAGCAUGGAGGGGGGAAUGACCUGUUUCAGUGUUUUAAAUCCAUUAUCGAAAAGGAACCAAGCAAGUCUUUCUUGGUUGCCUCUCCAUGCGAAGAACUAUGGAGAGAAUUUGACAGAGCACCAAAUAUGAGGGUCCCUACAAUAUACUGGGACGGUAGUGGUGCUGACUUUAUGCUCAGAGCACCUGAAGAGUCCUCUCCCAAGAAGGAAAUGAAAGCAGCAGGGUCAAAACUCAGAGCACCUGAAGAGUCCUCUCCCAAGAAGGAGAUGAAAGCAGCAGGGUCAAAACUCAGAGCACCUGAAGAGUCCUCUCCCAAGAAGGAGAUGAAAGCAGCAGGGUCAAAAAGAAAGAAAGGAAAGGGGGAGGGUGAAGGAAGUUCCAAGAAGAAGAUCAAGUCAACAAAGUUUAGUGGAUCUGGCUGAAGAGCUUUGUUACUGUUACUGUCUAACAUACUACUUGUGCCUGUGUUUGCGUUUUAGACUGAUAUUGUCUUUUGGGUAUUUGCGUGGAUUUUGGACGUGAUAUAUAGGUUGUGAUGCUUGACAUUUUGGACCAAUUUUCUAUCAACUAAUAACUCCUUCGAACAUACUACUGUGUUAACGUUUUAGACUGAUUUUGUCUGUUGGGUAUUACUUGUGUGGAUUUUGGACUGAUAUAUAGGUUGUAAUGCUUGAUA
Molecule: messenger RNA, 762 nt
Organism: Prosopis cineraria
Lineage: Eukaryota; Viridiplantae; Streptophyta; Magnoliopsida; Fabales; Fabaceae
Exons: 3
Coding region: 2-508 (168 amino acids)
Cellular component (GO): small-subunit processome
Source: RefSeq, a predicted model, not a curated record